This is a messenger RNA of Paraphaeosphaeria sporulosa, 798 nucleotides long. RefSeq names its product HET-domain-containing protein. Lineage: Eukaryota; Fungi; Ascomycota; Dothideomycetes; Pleosporales; Didymosphaeriaceae. The transcript has a single exon. The record is from RefSeq and is a predicted model, not a curated record. The annotation marks the transcript as partial.
AUGCGACUGUUAUCUACAAAGUCUUUGCAGCUAGAGCAGUUCAACGAUGAAGAGCGGCUACCGCCUUACGCUAUCCUCUCGCAUACAUGGGGAGAAGAGGAGGUCACCUUGGACGAUCUCCUGCGCGAACAUGUCCAGACCAUGAUAGGAUAUCGGAAAAUCGAACAAACAUGCAGAAUCGCGGCACAAGACGGAUUCGGAUAUGUAUGGAUCGACACGUGCUGCAUCGACAAGAGCAGCAGUGCAGAAUUAUCAGAGGCCAUAAAUUCCAUGUUCAGAUGGUACGCGCUGUCCCAAAAAUGUUAUGCCUACCUUGAAGACCUCGUAUGGCAUGAAGGGCAGUCUAGCGGCGUCGGUUCCCAUCAAUAUGGGAAUGCGCAUUCACUUCAACGCAGCCGCUGGUUCACAAGAGGAUGGACACUCCAGGAGCUCAUAGCGCCCUCCGAGGUCUACUUUUACGACAAGUACUGGACUUUGACCGGGACACGGACUGCCUUGGCCGAUAUUCUCGCGAAGAUAACUUCCGUCGACCUCGAAGUGUUAGUGAACCUUGACCUCUAUAUCUCAAGGACGCAACAUCUAAAAGUGUUUCUCCGGGAACGGUCCGUGGCGCAACGCAUGUCGUGGGCUUCGAAGCGUAAAACAACCCGACCAGAGGACCUGGCCUACUGUCUGUUGGGUAUAUUUGACAUUCACAUGCCUCUUCUCUAUGGGGAAGGAAUCGAAAAGGCAUUUAGGCGUCUGCAGAUGGAGAUACUGCGGUAUUCGACUGACCAGUCUAUCCUCGCAUGGAAAUUG